Molecule: messenger RNA, 1683 nt
Organism: Chara braunii
Lineage: Eukaryota; Viridiplantae; Streptophyta; Charophyceae; Charales; Characeae
Source: the annotation of a GenBank genome assembly
GCAUAAGAGAGAGGAGAGACUGACAGACGUGAGAGGUAAGCGCUGGUGUGUAUUUGGUCCUUCGUCUUCUUCUCUUUGACUGUCGACUCCGUCUUCUUCUCUUUGACUGUCGACUCCGUCUUCUUCUCUCUGACUGUCGAUUACAUUUGUCGUCGGCUUCUUUGAGAUGCAGAGAGACAUACAUCAUACUAGGAAAAGACAGGAGAAGAGAGGAGAGUAGAGGAGGGGAUUGAGGCACGGUUGUGCAGUUGAAGAAGGCUUGACGGGAGUCUGAUCGGCCUGCACCAUCAGAAGAUAAGAGUAGAGAGGAGAGGAGGAGAGAAGUGCAGGAGAGAGGAGAAGAGGAGAAAGGACAGCAGAGAGGAGAAGAGGAGAAGGGACAGGAGAGAGAGGAGGAGAGAGGAGAGGAGAAGGUGGACAAGCUCGGUCGCGUGGAGAAGUCGCAAUAAUAUGCCGUAGGCAAGCAGUCGCCGACAAUCAAUGGAGGGUGCUUUGGCUGAAGCUCGGCGAACACGGCAGAGUGGCCACUCAUUUCGCUUGCAGUCAUGUCAUUGGUAAAUUUUCAAGGCCGGCUUUUUUUUUUUUUAUCCACUGCGGAUGACGGAAACUGACAAGCCUAAUCACAGCAUUUCACAGGAGGAUUGUUGAUCAAUCAUUAGGAGCAUCACAAGCUCGUGACGCAAGAGCUCUUCUUUCUCACUGAGGGAAGGGGAACAAGAUACAGAGUAGAAAAGAGACUUUUUCUAUUUGGGAGAGACACACUCUUCUUGCAGUGGUGGUUUUCAUAAAGGGAGGGCAAUUGCAGAUCUCAAAUCGCUCAGCUGCUGUGGCGGAGAAGGAUGGAGAGCUAUUUGAGGAAACCACUGGUGGGGGGCGAUAUUGAGGCUGGCUAUAGAGGUGGAAGCGAUGCAAUGCUCUACCCAGGCCUAGCCUAUGAAGAUGCCUAUUUGCGAUGGGCUUUCAUAAGGAAGGUCUAUGGUAUUGUCUUGGCCCAGCUUGUUCUUACGGGCCUUGCCUCGCUGGUGGUCAUCAUGGUUCCCGAGGUCCGAAAUUUCAUCUUUCUGAACCCGGCAAUACUCAUUGUGACGAUUGUGCUGCAAAUCGGGGUGCUGUUCUCGCUGUACUGGUAUCAUCGUAGCCAUCCGACCAAUCUUAUACUUCUAGGAAUAUGGACGCUCACCUUCAGCGUCACGAUAGGCUCAGUAUGUGCAUUCCUGCCCGGACUCAUCGUGCUGGAAGCGGUGCUGCUCACAGCUGCCGUGUUUGUGUCUCUCACUGCGUACACAUUUUGGGCUGGACGAAAGGGUUACGAUUUCUCCUAUCUUGGCCCGAUGCUAUUCGCUGGACUGACGGUCUUGGUGAUCUGGGGUGUCGUUCAGCUGUUUAUCGUCCCAGGUGCAACCGGCAGGUUCAUAUAUGCAUUGGUUGGCUCCCUCCUGUUCUCUCUUUACAUCAUCUACGACACCGACAAUCUGAUCCAUCAAUACAGCAUCGAUGAUUACAUUUGGGCGUCUGUGGCGCUGUACCUCGAUGUCGUGAACUUGUUUGUACUCGUGCUCGACAUGAUCCGAUACCUGCAAGGAAGUGACUGACUCAGACUGACCGCGUCGAUGAUUACAUUUGGGCGUCUGUGGCACUGUACCUCGAUGUCGUGAACUUGUUCGUACUCGUGCUCGACAUGAU